GCAGUAUCACUACAUUUCUGCACCACUCAUCAAAACUCUGCGGCAUGCAGACAAGAGCUGGGGGGAGGGCACUCAUUAAGUCUGUUCUUAGCGUUGGUCUGCUGUCUCCACAGGAUUUCCCACAAUAGAGAUUUCGCCUUAAUUUCCGAUCAGAAUUAUUAAAUAGCCGGUGCUCCUCCCAGCAGGGCAGACGCACAAAACAAAUCAUUCAACUGUCUGAGUAAUUGUUGUAGCUCCUUUCCUAAGAACUUCAGAGGUAAGAGGUGCAGUGUUGGGAUAAAAAUGGCAAAUGGAGAUAAAGGAGGCUGGAAAGAGUAUUUGUGGAACCCGAGGACAAGGGAGUUUCUGGGCAGAACAGCCAGCAGCUGGGGUCUUAUCCUUCUAUUCUAUUUAGUCUUCUACAUCUUCCUUGCUGGCCUGUUUGCGCUCACCAUGUACAUCAUGCUGCAGACCCUCGACGACCACAAACCAACCUGGCAGGACAGACUCGCCACACCAGGAAUGGUCAUCAGGCCAAACACGGACGAAACCUUUGAGAUUGUCUACAACAUCCAGAACACUGAGAGCUGGGACAUGUAUGCUCAGGCACUGGACAAGUUCCUGGCACCCUAUAAUGACACCCUCCAGGCCCAAAAAAACCAUGAAUGCACCCCAGACCAGUACUUCCAGCAGGAAGACAGCGGUGAUGUUAAGAACAACCCAAAGCGCUCCUGUCAGUUCAACCGCACCAUUCUUGAGGAGUGCUCUGGACUCAACGACCGUUACUAUGGUUACCGAGAGGGCCAACCAUGCAUCAUCAUCAAGAUGAAUCGGGUGAUAGGGAUGUUGCCAGGGAAGGAUGGACAGACUCCAUCAGUCACCUGUGCUGCUAAGAGAUACAAAGUGGGCAAAGAUACAUGGAGAGAUGACUCUGACAAACUCGGAGAGCUGGUUUAUUUUCCACCAAAUGGCACUUUUAACCUCAUGUACUACCCAUACUAUGGAAAGAAAGCUCAGGUGAACUAUUCUCAGCCUUUGGUUGCCGUCAAGUUCCUUAACAUCACUGUCAAUCAAGAAGUCAACAUUGAGUGCAAGAUCAACGCUAACAACAUUCCUCUCGGAGGAGACAGAGACAAGUUUGCGGGCCGGGUUUCUUUCAAGUUGAGGAUCAACACUAUUAACUAGGUUAACCCUGGAACCUACUUUUCUUCAUUUUCUGCAACUCUGCACAUUCACAGAAAAAAGAUUGCAGCAUUCACACCCUUUUUUGGAUUUGUUUACAACCCCUACACAAUCUUUCUUUUUGGUAGGGCAGCAAUUGUUUCCAGUUGUGUGGCAUGAGGAGGCGAGAAAAAAAAAGGGUGCUAAUCCUGUCUCUUUCUCCUGUCUGUGAGCAUUCGGGCAAUUUUUUUUUCUGUAAAUUAGUUUGAGGUAUUUAUACUGCAUGAUAACCUAGGAGACAUUUGGGUGCGUUUUGCAAAGACCAGCAACAUCAUCACAGUAUUUCAGCUCUCCACCUGCUGCCCCUCUUUACAGAGCAUCCCCCUAUAUACACAAACACAUUUCCAGUGUGUAUAUCUACAGUAUUUAUAAAGUUAUAUCAGAAUGUCUAUCAUUGCACUUGAAAGGAAUAAUGCACAGACUUGCUUUUAUCCUCAAGAAUGGAUGAAUGGGUGGAUGCAGAGAUUACAUCAUUUGCAUGUGUGUAUCGCUCCUGGCGUGCUAAGAGAGCAGGAGGUUUCUGCACUGCACCUUUAUCCUCAGUGACAGUUGUGUUGAGUGACUGACCACCAGGAAGGAGCACACUGUCAGCUUUAAUGCUGAGCGUUUGCUUGUUUGGGGAAAAAAAAGGAUCCAACAAUCCAAGAUAAAUAAGGGUGAAGUAGUCUGCAGAGGUCAGAGGAUGGAUGCGUGUAUUUUUGUGAAAAUGUUGCAACUCACACUUUGCUCUCAUACUGUAGGUCGGGAAGUUGCAUGCAAUGUGCAAUAUUCAUUAAUUGGCAUACAUUAUGAAUGCUUGCGCCCAUUCAUCAGAAGGCUCAUAUGAAUUAGUAAUCGUUUUGGAUCGCGUCAUAUUUACACUGCUACUCUGAGUGGAGACAGGAACCAGACAGGUAAUACGUUUAUGACAACAUAAGUGGUCAGAUUAGUCAUUUCAAAACAAAAAUUGCACUCUUCAGUCAUGUGCCAGACAUGUUAGGAGUCUAGCCUAAUAUAUAUAUUUUUAAUUGAUUUUAAAAGGUCAAAAUUGUAGUCACUUCCUGGAUUAAUGCAUAACCAUAUGAUGACGGACACCUAAGUCCUCAAAUAAACCACAACAAAUUGUUACAUUAUCUCAAUUUCAAUAAUUUAAAAUGAAAAUAUUAAAACUCCUUUUCCUUUUCUUAUUAUCUAUAGUUAUUUGUUCAAAUUUUUUUUUAAAUUGUUUUGCAAUGAAAGUGUGCAUUUUUUCUUCUUUUAUGAAGAUGAUUUGUUUUAUUCUCUUUAAUAUUUUGGAGGAGGAAGCAGUAGAAAGUCGGAAUUUUUUCCCAUUAGUUGUCAUAGUCAUCAUCUGCAGUAUAUUUUUGAGACUUUGGAAGGUAUAGUUUGUGUCUGAUUGACUAAGAGUGAAUUUGUAGGCUUAUGGAAAGACAACGACUUCUUUCAGAAUUACACACAUAUUCAGUAUUUUCUUUUUGUCUGUUUUCUCAUUGGUCUUGCUUCUUUUAUUCUGCUGUUUUUAUUUUUACUUAUUGUAAAAAAAACAUCUACAUUUUUGCUGGAUAAUUUUGCAGAAUACCACAUUCAUAAUCAUAAUUAAAUCAACCGAAUGGGGAUUCUACCAUGUUGUCUCAACAAAGAUGGAGCAGCUGAUCUUCAUAUAAGCGUCUAUCUUGACGUUUAUAUGAUGUGCUUUGUCUCAGAAGUCAAAAGAGGAAUUUGUUAUCCUCCAAACUUUAUUUAAAAUGACGACGAGUAGAUCUAAUGUGAUUAACUGUAUCAUUCAGAGUUAAGGAUGUGCUUUAACUGGCUUUUAAUUCUAUUUAUUUAUUUUAAGCUUUUUGAGACUACACAUACAAGUUCACAGAAACUUCCCCUCCCUACAACACUUACUUAAUUUCUCUGUAAUCUUUUAAUCUGGUCAACUAAUCCAGAGCAGGCAUGCUGAACUUCUUUACCCUACUUUAUCGCCCCUCUUCCACGUGUCAAACGCCAGCUUGAAUUCUCUGACAUGAUUUUCCAGUAAACUCAAACCUCCAGUCGUAAUCAGAUUCAGCAACACUUGCUUUAUUUACCAAACUGGAUGUUUAUUUUUAAAUCUUUGCGUGUGCUCGAGGAUUGGCCACUUUUAACCAAAGAUCUUUACGGCAUCUUAAGUUGUAUUUAUUUUUGGUGCACUGAAACAUCCUCAGUUGCUGGUUCUACCUUAGAAUCCCAGUUGGAGGGCUUAAAAACCCUGAAGUUGUUGGAUAUCACGCACAUAUGGAGCAUGAAACUCUACAACAAAUCAGUGCCUCCUGGUGGACAGACAGGGUUAUUGUCACUGGAUGUUUUUUUUUCUUCUUAAACUCCUUUUAUUUACUAUUUUUUCUGUGAUAGUUUAGGAUGUCCCAAAAGAGCAAUAUAUUUCUUUCCUGUGUGAAUGUAUGACUAAUGAAUAGAGAGGCUUGAAUGAAACUCUAGCAAUGAGUGUCAUCAAGAGCAACAGAGAAAAAAAGCGUGUUUAUGAAAGAAUAUUUUUGUUGUCUUGAGGGGUAUAAGCUUGGUUUAAAACUUGUCCCAAAAGUUUUUUCUCUAUUUAGUGCACUUAACUAAGCAAAAAUACACUUUUGUUUUAUCUUUUGGUAAUAAUUCAAAUCUCUUCUGCACAUAAAAUAUGUCUCUAAUAAGCAUCAUAUUUAUUGCUAGAUCCCUGAAAGUCUUUUAAAACAGGAAACGGGAAAGAGAGCCUCCUGGUCCGGUCUUGACUAGGAAAGAAAUGCAACAAAGCUGAAUGCCUUUGCCUGCGCAUAUCUUCCAGACUGCACUGUUGCUUACAAAUAUGGGGAAAGGGUUGUUAAAGAAUGAAAUGUACCAAAUCUGUUCAAAAACCCCUCAAGCAGGUAAAAAUGUUGCAAAUAUUGAUUUAUUUUUCUGCUGCAACUCUAUGUAUAUUUUUGCUCAUGUUUAUUGUUAACCAAGAUAUAGAAAUUAAUAAAUAUAAUUUAAGGGAACUCAAACAUUA
This is a messenger RNA of Oryzias latipes (Japanese medaka), 4183 nucleotides long. It is a transcript of the gene atp1b2b, whose product is annotated as ATPase Na+/K+ transporting subunit beta 2b. Gene Ontology annotation, molecular function: ATPase activator activity. Gene Ontology annotation, biological process: intracellular sodium ion homeostasis; potassium ion import across plasma membrane; intracellular potassium ion homeostasis. Gene Ontology annotation, cellular component: sodium:potassium-exchanging ATPase complex. The record is from RefSeq and is a predicted model, not a curated record. Lineage: Eukaryota; Metazoa; Chordata; Actinopteri; Beloniformes; Adrianichthyidae.